UAUGUAGGUUCUUCUUAUAAGCUGAAUGAUAGAUUUAGACGCUAUUUUAAUCAUAGCUAUUUAUCAAGCAGUCAGCGAGGUGCAUCUCUUAUUUGUAAUGCACUAUUAAAACAUGGUUAUGUGGGAUUUAGGUUAGAGAUUUUAGAAUAUUGUCCUAUUUCAAUAUUACUGGAUAGAGAGCAAUUCUAUAUAGAUAACUUAAA
Molecule: messenger RNA, 203 nt
Organism: Bipolaris victoriae FI3
Lineage: Eukaryota; Fungi; Ascomycota; Dothideomycetes; Pleosporales; Pleosporaceae
Exons: 1
Molecular function (GO): endonuclease activity
Source: RefSeq, a predicted model, not a curated record